UCUUCUUGUGCUUCCUUUUCCCGGAGUUCCUCUCUCCACUAACGGCUAUCGACGCUCGCGCGCAAUCGGGUUGACGCCCACUGGACUCGCCGGAAACUUUCCACCUUUACGGGAAUACCCCAAUUGCCCCAGAACCUCUGCUUACUCCAUGGGUUUGGGAAGUCUAGAACACUCAUCGCUAUUGUCCGAUUUCCUCCAAAACUCCGGCGGGUGUGCCGUCAUCGAUGGCGGCCUUGCGACGGAGCUCGAACGACACGGCGCUGACCUUAAUGAUCCUCUCUGGAGCGCAAAAUGCCUCAUUAACUCCCCUCAUCUCAUUAGAAGGGUGCACCUAGACUACCUUGAAGCCGGUGCAGAUAUUAUAAUCACAGCAUCUUAUCAGGCCACUAUUCAGGGUUUUGAGGCUAAAGGAUUGUCAAGAGAAGAAAGUGAAGUUCUGCUGCGGAGGAGUGUCGAAAUUGCAUGCGAGGCUCGGGAUAUUUAUUAUGAAAAAUGUACAAAGCAUUUGCCUGAAGGCAAUGGAAAUGUAGGAAUUUCAAAGCAACGCCCAAUUUUAGUUGCAGCCUCCGUAGGAAGCUAUGGGGCUUAUUUAGCUGAUGGAUCAGAGUACAGUGGGGACUAUGGUGAUGCAGUUACUCUAACAACUUUGAAAGAUUUUCACAGGAGAAGGGUUCAGAUUUUAGCAGAAUCAGGUGCUGACCUAAUUGCAUUUGAAACAAUUCCGAAUAAGCUGGAAGCACAGGCUUAUGCUGAACUUCUCGAGGGAGAUGACAUAAAGAUUCCAGCAUGGUUUUCAUUCAACUCUAAGGAUGGCGUCAAUGUAGUUAGUGGAGAUUCUUUUCUUGAAUGUGCAUCUGUUGCUGAUUCAUGUAAGAAGGUUGUUGCUGUUGGAAUUAACUGCACUCCUCCAAGGUUUAUUCAUGAUCUUGUUUUAUUAGUUCGUAAGGUGACAUCUAAACCAAUACUUAUUUAUCCAAACAGUGGUGAGACUUAUGAUCCUGAUCACAAGGAGUGGGUAGAAUCUACUGGGGUAUCAGAUGAAGAUUUUAUUUCAUAUGUAAGUAAAUGGCGUGAGGCCGGGGCUUCCCUCAUAGGAGGCUGCUGCAGGACAACACCAAAUACCAUUAGAGCCAUAUCUAGAGCACUAUCCAAGUAGUCUUCUGUCUUACCAUCGCUACAGUAGUAACAAUUCACCGGCUUAGAGUUCUACUUUUAGAGAGAGAGAGAUGUAAAUAUACAUCACAUGGCAGAAGUAGAAAAGGGUUGGAAUCUGAAGUUUUCCUUAUCGCUUGUAUUUUUUUUUUUUUUGGUUGCUUGUAAUAAAUCAGACUCUUGAUUAACUGUGAGGUUGGAAUUUUACAAAAAAAUUUCUUGGUC
Molecule: messenger RNA, 1377 nt
Organism: Nelumbo nucifera (sacred lotus)
Lineage: Eukaryota; Viridiplantae; Streptophyta; Magnoliopsida; Proteales; Nelumbonaceae
Product: homocysteine S-methyltransferase 2
Biological process (GO): S-methylmethionine cycle
Molecular function (GO): S-adenosylmethionine-homocysteine S-methyltransferase activity; zinc ion binding
Source: RefSeq, a predicted model, not a curated record